This is a messenger RNA of Pogona vitticeps (central bearded dragon), 5026 nucleotides long. Lineage: Eukaryota; Metazoa; Chordata; Lepidosauria; Squamata; Agamidae. The record is from RefSeq and is a predicted model, not a curated record.
AAGAACAUCAAAGUGUCCACACUGGCAAGAAGCCGUAUAGAUGUUCCGAGUGCGGGAAAAGCUUUGGCUACAGCUCAAACUUCAGAAUGCAUCUGAGGAUCCAUACCGGCGAGACACCGUAUAAAUGCUCCGAGUGUGGGAAAAGCUUCUAUUCCAAUUCACACCUUAAAUGCCACCAGGUAAUCCACACGGGGGAGAAACCAUACAAAUGCUCCGAGUGCGGAAGGAGCUUCAGUCGGAGCACUCACCUUAAAAGGCACGAGAGAACCCACACGGGGGAGAAACCCCAUAAAUGUCUGGUGUGUGGAAAGAGCUUCAGUCGGAGCACCCACCUUAAAAAGCACCAAAAAGUCCACACCGGUGAGAAGCUCCAUGAAUGCCUGGUGUGUGGAACAAGCUUUAGCUCUAAGUCAUGCCUUAAGACACACCGCAGAAUUCACACCGACCAGAAACCCUACAAAUGCUCAGAAUGUGGAGAAACCUUCUGCUCUACACAACGCUUUAAAGCCCAUCUGGUCACUCACACCGGAGAGAAACCAUACAAGUGCUGUGUGUGCGGGAAGAGCUUCGUUCGAAGUACUCACCUUAAGAGGCAUCAGAGAAUCCACACAGGGGAGAAACCCCACAUCUGUUCCGUGUGCGGGAAAAGUUUUAAUCAAAGUCAAAACCUGAAACAGCAUCAAAACACCCACACUGGCAAGAAACCGUAUACAUGUUCCGAGUGUGGAAACAGCUUUGGGUAUAGGACACACCUUACAACACACCAAAGAAUCCACACAGGCGAGAAGCCCUAUAAAUGUACAGACUGCGGGAAAGGCUUCUAUUCUUUGCAACACUUUAAAUUCCACCAGGUCACUCACACAGGAGAGAGACCCUAUAGAUGCUCCCUGUGUGGGAAAAGCUUCAGUCGGAGCUCUCACCUUAACAGACAUCAGAAGAUCCACUCAGAGGAUAGACCCCAUAAAUGCUUGGCCUGCGGCAAGAGCUUUAGUCACACUGAAAACCUGAAACAGCAUCAAAGGACCCACAUUGGCAAGAAACCCUAUGGAUGUCCAGAAUGUGGAAAGAGCUUUAAUUAUAGAGCGUACCUUAGAACACAUCAAAGAGUACACACAGGCGAGAAGCCUUAUACAUGCUCUGAGUGUGGCAAAAGCUUUUACUCUGUGCAACACUUUAAAUCCCAUCAGGUCAUUCACACAGGAGACAGGCCCCAUAAAUGCUCUGUCUGUGGGAAGAGCUUCCUUCGGACGACCCACCUUAAUAGGCACCAGAGAAUCCACACAGAGGAGAAACCCUAUAUUUGCUUGGCCUGCGGUAAGAGCUUCAGUCACAGUGAAAACCUGAAACAACAUCAAAAAAUCCACCGUCUAGAAACCCUGGAGAUGGAAGAAGGAAGAGUUGACCAUCAAAGGCUGACGGACCAGCCUCUCCUCCUGACCGCUCGGUCUUCCUGCCUUUGCUGGCUGUGCUUUGCAUCUCACUGGAUGCCACCGGCUUCCUUUGGUAGGUUACCCUCGGCGUCCUCCUUCAAGAUUAAGCAAACAGGAUCAGCCUGUACCCCCGCUGGGGAAGAAAAAAAGAUGAUCAAUGGGAUAGAAAUGGAGGAGCAGAGAGCGAUGCAGUCCAUUUGCACCGAGAAACUAAAGCCCAAGAGGGUUGAAACUCACCUAGAACAAUUUGGGACCAUCAGAGAGUUUUUGGUUGGGGCAGAUCAGAUUAAGCAGGAGCCGGAAGAGGGCCUGCAGCAGGGCUGGGGAUCCCAGUGGCGAGAUUUCCUAACGGCCACGAAGCCCCCUCGUUCAGGACGGAAAAAUGUCAGACGGCUUGGAACUCUGCCGGAUGGAAUCGAGGAACCUCCAGCGGCGCCUUACAAAGGAGUCUCUCAUGCGAGCCUGUGGCCUGAGAGGGAUGGUGUGACCCAGCCCCUGCCGGCCCUGGAAGAGGACCGGGAAGGCCAAAUAGCCUCAGUCAAAGUGAAGGACGAGCUUCUGGAUGAGGAGAAUCCCUUUGGGUUGGAAACCGACCGGCAGCACUUCAGGCAGUUCGGCUACCAGGAGGGCGAGGGCCCCCGUGCGGUCCUCCUUCAGCUCCAGGCCCUCUGCCACCGGUGGCUGAAGCCAGAGAGGCGCACCAAGGAGCAGAUCCUGGAGCUGAUCGUGCUGGAGCAGUUCCUGAUCAUCCUGCCGGAGGAAAUGCAGAGCUGGGUCAAGGACGGCGGGCCAGAGAGCUGCACCCAGGCAGUGGCCCUGGCCGAGGAUUUUUUACUGCGGUUGCAGGAGGCUGAGGGACUGCAGGAAAAGGUUGCAUGGCCUUUGGAAGACACGACCACGAAUUCUCCCAAAUCGGAGCAAGAUCCUUCCGAGGAAAUUAACGUCCGGCUCUCGGCAGAGGCUGAGGAUGGGAGCGAUGGGGAAGCCAGCUUUCUGGCAGGAAGCUCCCAAGGGUACGAAAACGGAGACGAGAGCUUUCCCUUUGAAAGGCACCCGGAUGUCGGCCUCAGUGGAGUGUCCUUGGCGAGACUCAACGGGAAGCUUUUGCAGGUCUGCGGACUGGGCGGGACGCCGGGAGGCGAGCAGAGCCACGGAAUCCGCCGUGAACACCAAACGGAGAUCCAAGCUUUUCUUCGCGGCAAAAGUUUGCAAGGAGGCCCCUUCCCAGAGGUUGGAGCCCCCAAGGGGAGGAGAAAAAGGACGGCCCCCAGCUGGGGAACGGUCCUGCGCCACAGCUUGGACUGUCCCCGGAACCAGAAGAUGCAGAAAUUGUAUACCUGCACCUAUUGUGGGAAGAUCUCCAACAACAGCGCCCACAUGAUCAUCCACGAGAGGACCCACACCGGCGAGAAGCCCUACAAGUGUGCGGAGUGCGGGAAGUGCUUCAGCACGAACUGCAACCUCAUGAAGCACACCAGGGUCCACACGGGGGAGAAGCCCUACAAGUGCUCCGACUGCGGGCGGAGUUUCAGCGACAAGGCCUCGCUCAUUGUCCACGAGAGGACCCACACGGGGGAGAAGCCCUACGAGUGCCCCAUGUGCGGGAAGAGCUUCACGUCCAGCUCCAACCUCAUCACCCACAAGCGGGUCCACACGGGAGAGAAGCCCUACAAGUGCUCCGAGUGCGGGCAGAGCUUCGUCCACCGGCCGCAGCUCGUGAUCCAUCUCCGAACGCACACGGGGGAGAAGCCGUACGAAUGCCUGGAGUGCGGGAAGAGCUUCAACCAGAAGGCCGACCUGAUCAUCCACGGGCGGACCCACACGGGGGAGAAGCCGUACGAGUGCGCCGAGUGCGGGAAGAGCUUCAUUUCGAGCUCCUACCUCCGGAAACACGAGAGGCUGCACACAGGGAAGAAAGCACUGGUGGUGGGGGAAGAGACCCACAAGUGUCCCUACUGCUGCAAGAGCUUCAUCAGCCGCUCCAAACUCCUCAUCCACGAGCGGACCCACACGGGCGAGAAACCCUUUGAGUGUGGCGAGUGCGGGAAAGGCUUCAGCACCAGCUCGAACCUCGUCAACCACCGGAGGGUCCACACGGGAGAGAAGCCGUACCAGUGCGCCGAUUGUGGGCAGAAAUUCAGCACGAACUCAAACCUCGUCAACCACCGGAGGGUGCACACGGGGGAGAAGCCGUACGAGUGCUCGGAUUGCGGGCAGAGCUUUGGCCACAAAGCCUCCCUCAGGAGGCAUAAGAGGAUCCACUCUCGAGAGUCGACCACAUGAGUGCUCGGAUUGCAGACAUAACACAGCUCGAGCAUUCGCUCUUCUGAGGAAUAGAGUCCGCAGCCUCUUACGCAGACUUAGGACUCCCGAGUUCAGGACUGUCUACACUGACUCUCUACGCUGUACCUUACACUCCAGGGUAUGACGUAGGAUACUUCCCUAGCCUUCCUUGGAGAUGCCAGGAAUUGGACGUAGGACCUUCUGCAUGUGAAGCAUGGCCUGUAUCACUGAACUAGGGUCCGGCCUCCAGAGCGGCCAGCCUGACGUCCCUGGGAAGCCUGCAACCGAGACCUGAGAGCAAUAAUAACAGCCCCUCUUAGUUUUACAGCAGUUAGGAAGGCUGCUUCUGAAUUCCCUUUGGACUUCUGUAAGAUGAAGUCCUGUUGAACCCAGUGUUUCUCUGAUAGCUUAAAUCGAGGACUUCCAAGUCUUUUCUUUUUUUUAAAGCAAGGAUCCCGACCACCAGCAGGUGCUGUACGAGUUGGCCAGUGAACUGGGCUCUCUGUUCUGGCCCUCCCCGUUUCAUAAAAUGCUACAUGGAACAGAACAUGAUUUGGGCCCCUUUCAGUCUGUGACUCUAAACCAGUGGUUCCCAACCUUGGGUGCCCAGAGGUUAUUGAACCUCACCUCCCAGAGGUCCCAGCCAGUAUAGCUCGUGGCGAAGACUUCUGGGUAUUUAAAUCCAAGAACAUCUGGGUUACCCAAGGUUGGGAAUCGCUGAUCUAAACAAUAACAUUUUAUUGUUUUAACAAAAAAUGUGUGUGCUGGCCUGAUUGCACUUACACAUUAUGCUGUGCCAUUGUUUGUUUGAUUUCUGCGGAAUUAACCCACAAACUACCAUCCAUUUCCCCCAUUUUUGGUCUGUUUUCCCUCCACCUACCUCCCCCCCGCACUUGUAUUUUAGAGCAGGAAGCCAGAAAAACAAACCAAGGACAAGCCCCGGUCCUGAGGUCUGAUGCUAAGCCGUCUUUCAGUGUAAGCCAUAUUUCACAUGGCAACAACAAAUCUUGGCGUCGUAAUUGUGGUUUGCCGCUGACUAACCAUAGCCUGUGAGGAGGUGUUCAGAAAGAGCCCCAAAGGAGGACCAGAUCAAAGGCCAUUUUAGGCCAGACUUUAGGGCUAAACAGUUGCCAGGGUGGAACCCGCAACCAAGCCUAGCAUGCCGUAGCCACUUCCCCUGGUACAUGGAGGCAUACUAGGUAGUGAAGGGAAUAGGCAAUAGGGCCCUCAUAUCCACUGAUUUGUUUAUCCACGGUUUGAAAAUGUUAAAAAUAUUAAAAAUCUUGAACAUACCGUGUUUCCCUGAAAAUAAG